CUACGGGAAAAACGUUGUACCGGAAAAAUCAUAUGCCAAACAUACUUGGAUACAUCAGUACUGGAUUGAAGUUCCGGAGACCAUUACCGCUUCCGGUUUACGAACCACGCAUGUCUUUGUGACAUCAGUAAGCACUGAAAAGGUUGACGCUUGGCAAGCAUUUCAGAUGGCUCGAGGGAUGACAGCAGACGGACUUCUAAGUUCGCAUUCUGAGGCCUGGGAGAAUUUGUGGUCCGAGGGGCGAAUUGAACUAUCUGGUAACCUGGACGUGGCCCAGACCAUCAACGCCGGCCUUUACUUUAUCUUGUCGUCCACGCCCCUCGUUCCUGAUGACGUCAACCCCUUCAAGGGGCUCAGUCCAGGGGGAUUAUCUCGUGGCGGCAUUACACGACCGGACAAGUCGACCGCGUAUAACGACUACAUCGGCCAUGUAUUCUGGGACAUGGACACGUGGAUCAUGCCACCAAUCAUGAUGCUCCACCCACAGCUCGCCAAGAUAAUGAUUGGCUCCCGGACUCAUGUGCUGGAUGUUGUCCGUAGACAUGCGCAGACCAGUGGCUACAAAGGAGUCCGGUAUCCAUGGGAACAAGGAGUUACAGGUGAGGAGGUGUGCCCCUGGGAGCCGGCAGCUGUCUAUCAAAUCCACGUGACUGCUGACAUCAGCUACUCGUUGCGCCAGUAUCUGUACGCCACACACGAUUCUAGUAUCUUAUCCAGUGGCAAGGGGUUUGAGUUGGCCAUGGAAAUAGCGCGCUUUUGGCAGAGCAGAGCAAACAAAACUUCAGAAGAUGUUUAUGAAAUCUUUGGAGUGAUGGGGCCGGACGAGAACCACUUCAACAUCGACAACUCAGUCUUCACCAACUACAACGCCAAACUCAGCCUGCUGCUUCCUGCAUACAUCCGAGACAACUACCGAAUAAAAAUUACUGCGGCGGAACAUGCCGAAAUAGACUCUUUCACGAUGGUGGCUCCAAAACUAAUCAUUCUGUAUGAUGACAAGAGAAAAUAUCAUCCUCAAUUUGAAGGAUUUUCUCUCAAUGCCACUAUAAAACAGUCUGAUGUCGUUCUUCUCGGUUACCCACUGUUGAUGCCCAUGUCACCUGAAAUUCGCAGGAACGAUUUGGAAAUAUAUACUAAUCUGACCGAUGUGUUUGGUCCAGACACGGGCACGUGGAGUAUGUACGCGCUCACUCGGCUGGAACUCGGGGAGGAGGCGCGGGCGGACAGGGACUUCCACAUGAUGCUGAGAAACAUCAACGGACCCUUCAAGAUAUUCAGCGAGAAACCAGAAACGGGUCCUCAGGGAGUGCGGUGCGUGAAUUUUAUCACCGGUGCCGGCGGCUUGCUUCAGGGUGUCAUCUUCGGCUAUGGUGGACUUCGUCUUGACGCGGAUCAUCUGACGGUGAGUCCUCACCUUCUCCCCCAGACGAACCACUGGGCUAUCCGCGGCCUCCACUACCGGGACUUCACGCUGGACCUGGAGGUCUUCCACACCGUCUUCAGAAUCGUCGUCAGAGACGUCGCUGUCGCCGGGGGACGCAUUUCGAUUGUGGACAAGGACGACAGAGAAAUACGAGUUGGGGAGUCUAUUAGUAAAACACGGGCUCCUGUGAAGAUUUCUGUAUCAGAUUCACCAAAAGAUAAGGCCACAUCCAAGGGAAGCGGUCUGUACUGCAAAGUGUGGCUGGCUUCCUUGAUGUUUGUUUUACAUAUUGCCUUCCGUGUAAAUGAAGUAGACCCACAAGCGUACUAGACGGGGGAGGGGGCGAUGGGCUGCCCCCGUCUAACGUCCCCCCCCCCCCCCCCCCCCAGUGCUGGAGCAAAUCCUUAAAUCUUAAAUUUGGGACAAAAACGAUAGAGAUAUUCGGACAAAAUGUACUAACCUGGGACUUUUUACGAUGUAUUCCCAUCAUGUUACCCUCAAAAUUAGUUGCAACCCUCUACAGCUGUUUGGAAGUAAUGCUAAUACGAAAGAAAUGUUAUCCAGAUUUAGGCAUUUUCAUUUAUUUUAAAAUCCAGCUUGCCCCUCUAGCGUGUCCUAAUGUCUACAUGCGUUCAAGACAGUGACUCGAUAUGGACGAUGAACCUGGGGCCAGUUUCACAAAACAUACGGCUGUGACUAGCAGUUGGUAUUGGUUUAUAUGAUGACAAUUACAUCAUUACGGAAGAUGGAGCAUUUUAAGGACAAUAGAAAAUGAAAUAUGUAUACUGCAAACUAUAUUAUAGUCCUUCCCACAGGGAACGCCUUUUUUCAUACAAUGGAAUUUACUACAAGUUAUUUAUUUCUGAGCCGAUUAUUUUGUAACUUGCACACAGAAAUAGUUGGGGGGUUGGAGUUGUUUUGGGUUUUUUUUUCCAAAACACUUACUUUUCUUCUUGCGUCAAACCAAACUGAAAUUAUUUACAAAAAAAACUACAUUUUUAUAGGAGGAUGGGACGAACUCUAGUUGUACAGUUAGCAGUAAUAUCAAUUGUGGUUUAGUCGUAGAUUUAUGGUUACUUGUUAUACUAGGCUUACGAUGUUUUGUGAAAUUGGGCCUCGAGGUUUACUUUAAGUACCUUAGUAUGUUUCUAAAAUGCAUUCUGUUUCAUGGUUUGGAUGUGUGACAAAUGCGAACACUCCAACUCAUCAUGAAUACAGGCACGUACUUGUCUCCAAAUAGUAUUUGCAAACUUCCCAUUGAUGAGUGUAGAGCGUAUUGACAAGCACUUGUCUCCAAAUAAAAUAUGCAAAUUGUCCAUCUUGGAGUGUAGAGCGUAAUGACAAGCAUUUGUCUCCAAAUAAAAUUUGCAAAUUGUCCAUCUUGGAGUGUAGAACGUAUUGACAGGCACUUACUUGUUUCCAAAUACGAUUUGCAUUUUCGAUUGUGGAAUGUAGAACGUAUUUGAAGGUGAUUAUACACCCAGGAAUAAAUUCUACGUGACUAGGUGAGAAAACCUAAUUACUAAAACAAAACAAAAUAAACCUACGUUCUAGUAACAAACAAAAUACAAUGUUGUAAAUGAACAAAGCACCGUUCAUACCUCAGGAGAUGGGUCUUGUUUGCUGAUUUGGGUUUUUCGGGUAUCAUUUGGGGAUAUUUUAAAGUAUAUAUAUUUUUUUUAAGUUAAGAUUUGCAAAUUAAAGUAUACCAUUCUUCUUACUGUAGUGUUUAUGAUAGUAACAACGGGAAUAAAGACUAAAAUGAAAGGAAUAGCAUAUAGCACAUGUACAUUGUUUGAUUACCAACUAUUAUAUUCCACCAUAGCAAUUGGAAUAAUAUUCUUUUGUUAAUAAGCAGAAAUGUUGAGAGUUACUUACGUGUAUUGAUAAUAAUGAAAAUAAAACAAAAAGUAU
Molecule: messenger RNA, 3337 nt
Organism: Gigantopelta aegis
Lineage: Eukaryota; Metazoa; Mollusca; Gastropoda; Neomphalida; Peltospiridae
Product: protein-glucosylgalactosylhydroxylysine glucosidase-like
Exons: 9
Coding region: 167-1753 (528 amino acids)
Biological process (GO): carbohydrate metabolic process
Molecular function (GO): catalytic activity
Source: RefSeq, a predicted model, not a curated record